AUGUCUUCCAACCCCCCAAAACCACCACAGACAAUAACAUCCCAAAAACAAUCCUUCCUCACGGCCCAGACCCGCCUCCUCUCGCAGCCCGUCCGCCCCUCCCGCGCCUGGCUCGAGGCCAACGCCGCCUCCGAGACCCCCCUCCCAGACAGCGCCGUCGAGCAGCCCCUCACCCGCCUCAACCACGUCCUCUCGCAGCACUGCCGCCGCGCCUACUCCCACCAGGCCAGCCGCCACGUCGCCGAGCAGAUCGACGCCCUCUACCUCUCGCACCCGUCGAGCGUCCCCGAGGACGAGCCGUCCGAGGGCGUCUCGCGGACUCUGGACCUGACCGACAACGCUGCCGUCAAGUCACUCCCGGCGUCAUGGCCGGUCGAGAAAGACGCGACCGCUUACCCCAUGGAAGCCAAGCGGUACGCGGAGCAGUACGAACGGCUCAAGUCGCUCGCCGAGCAGAGGCAGCAGGCGACGGAACGCGUCGAGAGGCUGCGCCGGAUGAAGGCCCUGCUGGACCCCUUCCGCUCGGACGACUCCGGCGCCGGCGUGCAGGAGAACCUCAUCAGCCGCGACGGAAAGAUGGAGGCCGAGUUGGAGAAGAUGCGAGGCCUUUUGGCUCGCGUCGGCGGCCGCGUCAGUCUCUUGCCUGACUCUGACGACAACGGAAGUCUCUUUAGAGAUGAGGAGUUCCGAGCCGUCGAGCCCGUAGCUACUGGGGAGAAGCGGAAACUGGACCACCUGUUGGACAGUUUCUAA
Messenger RNA from Colletotrichum karsti, 753 nucleotides. RefSeq lists its product as uncharacterized. Gene Ontology annotation, cellular component: Mis6-Sim4 complex. The transcript has 2 exons. Lineage: Eukaryota; Fungi; Ascomycota; Sordariomycetes; Glomerellales; Glomerellaceae. Bases 1 to 753 code for a protein of 250 amino acids. The record is from RefSeq and is a predicted model, not a curated record.